GGCACCGUUAGUGUCGUCGAGAAUGGUACAAGGCAAUGAAAAGAUUGGCGCUGGUAAAUGUUGACGUGAUGGCUACAUAACAAAUGCAUCUGCUUCCGGCGGCCAUCUCCUAACGCAUUCAACGAUACCUAUACCACUUUCUUCCCUACCACCAACGACCUUGGGAUUGACACAAUUGGAGGCAAAUACAUCGCAGCACCACCGGCGCUCUCUGGCGGCCACCAACAGCUUGCAUGAGUCCACGAUGAGCAGCCAAGGAAACCACUGCUCCUUCCUCAAGUACCAGUUCCCUCAACCUCUCGGUGUCGAUGAAUCGGUUCUCGCCAUGUCGAUGCUCCCAGACGGGGCUGAAAUGCAGGUCGACGACUGGACGGUGUUCUUCCUGAACCAAACACCGUUCAAUACUAUCUCGCCUGUGGUCGGCCUGGACUCGCCAGACGUGAAGACAGUGGGGUUGCCGGGAGAGGAGCAGGCGUCGCGAGGGGACCAGCCGGAUUUGCUCUGCGUGCUGAACUUGGUGAGGACCAAGCAUGAUAAAUCACUGAAUCGAGGAGCAAAGGUGCUGGCUUUGGCGAUAUGUACACGGCAUCCAUUUAUCCAAAUAUUCAAGCCUGUUCUGCUAAUGGCUCUUGACGACUACCUCGUUGAUCCCUCACAAGACUGCCUAGCACGUCUCUUUGAUGCUGUCAACUCAAUGGACUUUUCCGGGGCACCAAUCCUGAAUAGACACGAGAAGAUGGUCAUGAGAUUUUCAGAGCGAAAGGAUAUCUUUGCUGAAAAGUUCGCUAAUAUCAAGAAUGCUUCGUCCAUGUCCCUCAGUGCAAGUGGCAGCAAGAACCAUGCGCAUAGAACGACGCCUUCUGCUGGCUCUUACUCUAGCUUUGAAGAGGGUAUCUUGAUGCGGACAAAGGAGAAGGAGCGAGCUGUUGACGAGAGCAGAGUGCGGGAAUGGGAUCAUACAGUGAGGCCUAGGGACAGAGCGGAUACAGAGAGCACAACCGCGUCUUCUUCACAGAAGCGCCAAUCACGUACACCGCCUUCCGAUUCAUCGUUCACACUAGGUGGUAGUGCUGUGUGGGUAGGGGAAGAAAGCGGCUUGGAGAAUGCUUCUACCGAAGGGGAAGAUGGGACCGUCGCGUCGCUGGCUAACAGUAGCACGCUCGUAGGUUCUAGUCGAAAGAGACGCUCAACGGGUGCAUCUUCGGCCUCGUCUCUCAUUGGAUCUACCCUUAGGCCGCCGCCGUUACAUCCAGCCCAUCCAUCUUACGACCCACACCUACGGACUAAAGAUACCCAUUUCUUUCAUACCACUGUGGCAUAUCGAGAUCACCAGCUGCCUAUCAGAAUGCCGCUAUCGACCUUUCCCGAAGAGGUUGGUGAUUACUCCCUGAUCACACUUAUUAAAGUUUUCGGCGCCACUGUGAAUGGUCCGUUACAUCCCCAUCUCCAUACAAACGGUCCUCAAACUCAUCCGAUAAUCGUUCUCUUCAACGCUUUGAUCACUGGUAAGCGGAUAAUAUUUUUGGGUCAUAAACGACCCGCGGGCGAAGUGUCAAGUUUCGUACUGUCCGCAUGUGCAUUGGCGUCUGGAUGUGGUGCUAUUCUCCGAGGUUUCAUAGAAAGAGCUUUUCCAUACGCGAAUCUCAAUAAUAGAGAAGAAUGGGAGUCCGUACCUGCGUACAUCGCCGGCGUCACAAACCCGAUCUUCGAAGCACUAGGUGCCUGGGAUCUUCUCCUGGAUAUUGGCACGGGUACGGUCACUGUGGCGAAGGAUAUCCAUACCAACUACCCAGUAACCAGUGGUCCUGGAUUCAUUGCGCCUUUAAUAACCCGAAGCGGAACAUUGAAAGCUGAAUCAUCCUUGGGGAGUGAGGAAGACUACCCGAAAGUCCCUACCAAAGACAAGGCCGACUUUGUACCCAAAGCAGACAAUAACACGGAUACAGUGUUCAUCGAAGACAUCAAAUCUGCAAUUGAGUAUCAUUACGGGGAGAGUCUGGUUCGCGCACGAUUCACGGAAUAUGUCGGCCGCUUUGUGCGCUUGGCAUCACGCUACGAAGAGGAGGUUACUAGCGUUACAAGUAUCGGGUACCCUAGCUCGCCUUUUAUGGACGGGACCUCGUCUCGACCUCAGCUAGGAAGUGGUAUCGUAUUCAAUGACGAGGCCUUGGGUCACAAGGAGCUAGCUGCGAACUACCAUCGCGUAGAGGCGUGGAAAAAGACCAACAGCUAUAAAUACUAUGCAUUGGAUUUCAAAAAGUCACUGACAACAAACCCCAUCAAAGGCUUUGACGUUGUACAUCAAAUCUUCCGGCUGAGGCAUGCCAGAAGGAUCCCAGACGCGGAAGUGUCUAUGGUCAUGCGUACGCUUAUUGAUAAUGUCAAGACCUACGAUCAGGUAGUAGAGUUUCUGUCUUAUCUAAUGCCCCAUAGUGGCGGUCUCCUCCCCUUCGCCUUUGGGCUUUUUCACCAAAAGGAGUCAAUAAGGGAUCAGACGGUAGAUUUGUUCAAUCAGCUCCGUGCAUAUCCGGUGGGCGUGUUGUUCUUACAAACACUUAACCACUUUCAACGAUACGCGUAUGUGAGGCAAGCACACAUGCGAGAAAAGCGGGUAGCUGAGCAGCAGCACGACGCUAAAACGUCGUCGCUGCUCCCCCCUGCUCUACCGUCACGCACACACUCCAACGCUAGCGUCUCCUCGAUGCAUGUGGAUGGUGCAUUCUGAUCUAUAUCAUUGUAGUUUAUGCGUGAGUGAGAUGACGUUGCUUCCGAACAGAUUAGGCUGAUGUGUUCUCGCUGGUUACCAGUUAUUCUAUAGUCGUUCUGGAAUCCACCUACAUGUUAGCUAUGUACUUUAUUCUCCCACUUGUCUGUGUUAUAUCCGCACGUCGAUCCUUAGAACGGGUGCUGGAGCAAUCGCGUUGGAAAUUUUGGACCUGAAACAUAUUAAUAUUAUUAUUCGUUGAAAUUCGACC
Desarmillaria tabescens is the source of this 2975-nucleotide messenger RNA. Its product is annotated as stabilization of polarity axis-domain-containing protein. Gene Ontology annotation, biological process: actin cortical patch localization. The record is from RefSeq and is a predicted model, not a curated record. The transcript is spliced from 11 exons. Lineage: Eukaryota; Fungi; Basidiomycota; Agaricomycetes; Agaricales; Physalacriaceae. Bases 245 to 2725 code for a protein of 826 amino acids. Gene Ontology annotation, cellular component: plasma membrane.